Chrysochloris asiatica (Cape golden mole) is the source of this 777-nucleotide messenger RNA. It is a transcript of the gene NKIRAS2, whose product is annotated as NFKB inhibitor interacting Ras-like 2. Gene Ontology annotation, biological process: canonical NF-kappaB signal transduction. Gene Ontology annotation, molecular function: GTP binding; GTPase activity. The transcript has 3 exons. Bases 11 to 586 code for a protein of 191 amino acids. The record is from RefSeq and is a predicted model, not a curated record. Lineage: Eukaryota; Metazoa; Chordata; Mammalia; Afrosoricida; Chrysochloridae.
GAGGCUAACAAUGGGGAAGAGCUGCAAGGUGGUUGUCUGUGGCCAGGCAUCUGUGGGCAAGACUUCAAUCCUGGAGCAGCUUCUGUAUGGAAACCAUGUAGUUGGUUCUGAGAUGAUUGAGACACAGGAGGACAUUUACGUGGGCUCCAUUGAGACAGACCGGGGUGUGCGGGAGCAAGUGCGUUUCUAUGACACCCGGGGACUCCGAGAUGGGGCUGAGCUUCCCCGCCACUGCUUCUCCUGCACUGAUGGCUACGUCCUGGUCUACAGCACAGACAGCCGGGAGUCCUUCCAGCGUGUAGAGCUGCUUAAGAAGGAGAUUGAUAAAUCCAAGGACAAGAAGGAGGUCACCAUUGUGGUCCUUGGCAACAAGUGUGAUCUGCAAGAGCAGCGGCGUGUCGACCCUGACGUGGCUCAGCAUUGGGCCAAGUCAGAGAAGGUGAAACUGUGGGAGGUAUCAGUGGCCGACCGCCGUUCCCUCCUGGAGCCCUUUGUCUACCUGGCCAGCAAGAUGACCCAGCCCCAGAGCAAGUCUGCCUUCCCCCUCAGCCGCAAGAACAAGGGCAGUGGCUCCUUGGAUGGCUGAAGAGCUGCUGUCCCUUCAUCACCUUCCCAACCCUAUUCCAGAGUCUGGGGCUCUGGAAUAUGAGUUGCGGGAGAAAGGGCAAGUUCUCUUUCCCAAAGUCUGCUGGGCAGCUCCGCACUGGGCCAGGCAGUUGAGCUGCCAGAGCUGCUCAAGCCACCUUUGCUCCCUACUAACUCUGGGAAGCACAAAUA